Messenger RNA from Trichoderma citrinoviride, 963 nucleotides. RefSeq names its product beta subunit of citrate lyase. The record is from RefSeq and is a predicted model, not a curated record. Gene Ontology annotation, molecular function: magnesium ion binding; catalytic activity. NCBI's taxonomy places the organism in Eukaryota, Fungi, Ascomycota, Sordariomycetes, Hypocreales, Hypocreaceae. Bases 1 to 963 code for a protein of 320 amino acids. Gene Ontology annotation, biological process: oxaloacetate metabolic process. The transcript is spliced from 2 exons.
AUGGCUGCACGAGCCUCCUCUAUCCUGCGCCGUUCCUUGCUAUAUGUUCCGGCAUCUUCUCAGAAGAUGCUCUCCAAGUCCCUGGGCUUGACGACAGACAAUGUCACGUAUGAUCUGGAGGACUCGGUGACCCCCUCCCACAAGAGUAACGCCCGCAAGCAGUUGAAGGAGCACAUCUCCGGCCUCAAGUCGCGCCCCUCGACCAUUUCAGAGCUUGCCGUUCGAAUCAAUGCCGUCUCAACUCCCUUUGCUCUUGAUGAUCUAACCACAUUGGCAUCCGCCGAGCACAUGGAUGCUGUUGUCGUGCCCAAAGUCAACUCAGCUGCCGACCUGACCUUUGUCACCGAUGUGCUGCGGCACGUCGCCCCAGAGCGUCACGAAGAUGGCUCAACGAAUCCAAUCAAGAUCAUAGCACUCAUCGAAUCCGCUCGGGCCGUCAUGGAUCUGUCUUCCAUCUGCAAGGCCUCCCCUUUCCUUAGCGGUUUGAUAUUCGCGGCUGAGGACUUUGCACUUGACCUUUCGAUUACCAGGACGCCUUCUCUGACGGAAUUUCUCUAUGCGAGGUCAGCCAUUGUCACUGCAGCUCGGGCACACAAUCUCCCUAGCGCCAUUGACCUGGUCUGUACUUCAUAUCGAGGCGAUGAUGGCCUCAGGAUAUUGGAAGAGGAAUGCAAGGGCGGAAAAGCCAUGGGCUUCAACGGCAAGCAGUGCAUACAUCCCGGGCAGCUAGAGACUGUCCAGCGCAUGUUUGCUCCUGACACGAAAGAUAUCGAGUGGGCUGUCCGCCUCACCAUCGCCGACGAAAAGGCCGCGGCUGCCGGACGUGGGGCGUGGACGCUUGAUGGGAAGAUGAUUGAUGCCCCAGUUGUAGGGAAAGCCCACUCAAUAAUAGCCAAAGCUGAGCAGUGUGGACUCCGAGUCCAAGACAUCAGAGAACAGUGGAAGGACCAAGAGCCGGAAUAG